AUGAACAACUUCAAUUUCAACAGCAUAUCGGCAUCUAACAGCAAUGCUAGUCAGCAGCAGCAACAGCAGCAGCUGCUGAAUCAGCUCAUGGCUGCCAUCAAUGCCAAUGGCGGAAACAACGUGAACUCGAGUCUAUUCCAGCAGCAGCAACAGCCGCAGCAGCAGUCUCUCGUAGCACACAACUCUGCUUCCGUGAACCAGAACGUUCAAUUGUCGACGCUUCUUCAGAACCAGUCGACUCAACAGCAGCAAAAUGACUUGCGCUUCUCCGCAGCUAGCCAGCAACAACGGCAGCACAGCCUCAGUUUGGCGAAUCUAUCUGAUGGUCUACAACAGACACAAGCGUUCGCCCCUAAUCCCCCGCAACAGCAGCGCCAUCAUAGCUUGAGCUUGGCUCCCUUUCAGAAUGUGACUGCCGCCGCACCGGCUCCCCAACAGCAGCAGCAACAACCGCAGCAAAUGUUGCCGGGAGCUCUCCUGGGCAACAUUGCCAACGGUCGAGCAGGAUCCACCGCCGGUGCCCUCAUGGCUCUGCAACAGCAGCAGCAACGCACCAUGGAUCCUUCCGCCCCGGCUCCUGCCCCCUCUGCCAGCAAGCAGCACAAACAGUUCUUGCUCUUUAUCAAGAUCCUGCUCAAGUGCCUGGAUGCCACGCAGAACACGGUCCUCAAGCAACGCACCAAGGCCAUUGUCAGUGAAUGCACCCGACGAAAUCGACAAGGCGUUCCCGGUUUCACGCCCCUGCAAGAUGCGGUCGAAAAACAACUGCGGGGAGUGGUGGGCGAAGAGUACUGGACACGAGCCCAAAAGUACGUGCACACAUACAACCUCAAGCAACCGCGGCUGCUGGCACGGGCGCAGCAACGAAAACAGCAGCAAAUGUUACUCCGCCAGCAACAGCAGCAGCAAAUGUUGCAGCGAAGACUGGGAGCAGGUUUGCAGCCCACGCAAAUGACAAGGUUAUAG
Messenger RNA from Seminavis robusta, 966 nucleotides. Lineage: Eukaryota; Bacillariophyta; Bacillariophyceae; Naviculales; Naviculaceae. The record is from the annotation of a GenBank genome assembly.